GUUUAUUUGUCAUUUGUUUUCCAGAUGUUAUGAUGUGUGUAUUUUGAAUCCAGCUGGGUUACACACCAAUCCGACUAACUUCUUACAGGUUCCAGCUGGUCCACUGCCUCAUUGGAAAGUCAUCCAGGGACAAUGAGUGAACUGGAGCAGUUACGUCAGGAAGCGGAGCAACUCCGCAAUCAGAUCCGGGAUGCCAGAAAUGCUUGUAGUGAUUCAACUCUCCUUCAGAUCACAGCUGGUCUGGACUCAACGAGAAGGAUACAGAUGAGGACAAGACGAACACUUAGGGGGCAUUUAGCCAAAAUUUAUGCCAUGAACUGGGCCACUGACUCCAGGUUACUUGUCAGUGCCUCUCAAGAUGGCAAAUUAAUCAUUUGGGACAGCUACACAACAAACAAGGUACACGCGAUUCCUCUGCGCUCAUCCUGGGUAAUGACGUGUGCCUACGCUCCCUCAGGAAACUAUGUGGCCUGUGGCGGCCUGGACAACAUCUGCUCCAUCUACAGCCUGAAGACUCGUGAAGGCAAUGUCAGGGUUACCAGAGAACUGCCAGGACAUACAGGAUAUUUGUCUUGCUGUCGUUUUCUCAGUGACAACCAAAUUGUCACCAGCUCUGGAGAUACCUCAUGUGCACUGUGGGAUAUCGAGACUGGCCAGCAGGCCACCACCUUUACUGGCCACACUGGUGACGUGAUGAGUCUGUCCCUCAGCCCUGACUCCAGGACUUUUGUAUCGGGUGCCUGUGAUGCCUCCUCCAAACUGUGGGAUAUUCGAGAUGGCUUGUGCAGACAGACCUUUACAGGACACGUUUCAGACAUUAAUGCGGUCUGUUUUUUCCCCAAUGGUAACGCCUUUGCUACGGGCUCGGACGAUGCCACCUGCAGGCUGUUUGACCUGCGUGCGGAUCAGGAGCUGGUGACCUAUGCUCAUGACAACAUCAUCUGCGGCAUCACCUCUGUGGCCUUCUCCAAGAGCGGCCGGCUGCUUUUCGCUGGCUACGACGACUUUAACUGCAACAUCUGGGAUACGUUAAAGGGUGAUCGUAUAGGUGUCCUUGCUGGCCAUGACAACAGGGUCAGCUGUUUAGGGGUGACCGACGAUGGCAUGGCUGUGGCCACAGGCUCUUGGGAUAGCUUCCUUCGGAUCUGGAACUGAACACUUUUACAGAGAAACUUAUUGAAGGAUUAAGUAUCUGCAACACCACUACAGGCCUCUACUGUAAUAAAAACAUUACUGCUUUUAUAUUUGAAGACUAUGAUACAUUCCAGAGGAGGAGA
Messenger RNA from Trichomycterus rosablanca, 1277 nucleotides. Its product is annotated as guanine nucleotide-binding protein subunit beta-4-like. Gene Ontology annotation, biological process: G protein-coupled receptor signaling pathway. Gene Ontology annotation, cellular component: heterotrimeric G-protein complex; cytoplasm. Gene Ontology annotation, molecular function: signaling receptor complex adaptor activity; protein binding. The transcript has 10 exons. Bases 133 to 1155 code for a protein of 340 amino acids. Lineage: Eukaryota; Metazoa; Chordata; Actinopteri; Siluriformes; Trichomycteridae. The record is from RefSeq and is a predicted model, not a curated record.